GUGUGUGUGUGUGACACGCCCACAGUGUGUGUGUGACAGACACAGCUGCAGCAGGGCAACAUGGAGCUGAUCUUUUCAUCAUAAAGAGAAGCGGGACAAAGAAAGGUCAGGCGGAAACUUGGCAAAGAAAGAUGAAAAUGAGCGCUUGUCACACACGUGUCGAGGAGCUGCAGCAGGACAACAUGGAGCUGAUCUUUUCAUCAUAAAGAGAAGCGGGACAAAGAAAGGUCAGGCGGAAACUUGGCAAAGAAAGAUGAAAAUGAGCGCUUGUCACACACGUGUCAAGGAGAUGAAGAUUAACGACGCGUGCUAAGUGACUCGGAGGGUGUGUGAGUGAUUCUGCCGAUCAAACCUUCGGCCCUUUUCCUCCCGCUGCUUCACACCCAGCAGACAGAUUUCGAGGAUGUUUUGGAGUUACUGCCGGCUCCACAAGAGCCAGUGCGUCCGUCUGAUACUCACCUGCCUGGUUCUGUCGCUGAUCAUGGUGUGUUGGGACAAAAGCGUCUUCAACCACCUCAAGUCCUAUUCAUGCAGCUUCCUGGUCGACCGCUUCAGGGACGUCAACAAGAGCCUCACCAUCACCCGGGAACAGGCCCGGACCUUCAGCAACUUCCGCAGCCUGCUGGACCAACCGGACAAAUGCGCCGGUAAGGACGUCCUCCUCCUGGUCUUUGUCAAAACAUCUCCUGGGAACCGUGCCAGGCGGGACGCCAUCAGGUCCACUUGGGGCAGCGAGACCUACAUCCAGCGCACGCUGGGAGAGACUGUGAAGGUGGUGUUCGCCUUAGGAGCCCCUGCCGUGGACGCGGCCGUUGUUCAAAGGCAGCUCGUCCAAGAGAACAGUCUCCAUGCCGAUUUGAUCCAGCAGGACUUCAUGGACUCCUUCCACAAUCUGACCCUUAAGCUGAUCAUGCAGUUCCACUGGAUGCACCGCUGCUGCGCUCACGCCCGCUUCCUAAUGAUCACAGAUGAUGACAUCUUCGUCCACAUGCCAAACUUAGUGGGGUACCUGCGGGACAAGAGCACGCUGGGCACCACUGACUUUUGGGUGGGCCGGGUGCACCGGGGGGCUCCGCCUAUCCGUCGUAAGAACAGCAAGUACUACGUGUCUUUGGAGAUGUACCAAUGGCGGUCUUACCCCGACUACACAGCAGGAGGGGGCUCUGUGAUGUCCGGCGACGUGGCCGGCAAGAUCUACCAGGCUACGCUGACUCUGAACGCCUCGCUCCACAUAGACGACGUGUUCAUGGGCAUCUGCGCCAUGGCUGUGGGUGUGUCCCCACAGGCCCAUGUGUACUUCUCAGGGGAGGGCAAGACUCCCCGCCACCUGUGCAUCUACGACCGGAUGAUGACCUCCCACGGCCACACGGAGGAUCUCCACGAGCUGUGGAAGGCGGCCACACACCCCCAAGUGAAAGAGAAGACGUCUGGGAUCUUAGGCAGACUGCACUGCACAUCCACUAAGAUCUCUCUGCUCUGUAACCCCCUAUUUUUCAACGGCUAUCCCUGCCCAGCCGCGUUUUACUGAGUAAACUUCUUGGUCACUGCU
This is a messenger RNA of Nerophis lumbriciformis (worm pipefish), 1549 nucleotides long. Its product is annotated as lactosylceramide 1,3-N-acetyl-beta-D-glucosaminyltransferase A-like. Gene Ontology annotation, biological process: protein O-linked glycosylation. Gene Ontology annotation, cellular component: Golgi membrane. The record is from RefSeq and is a predicted model, not a curated record. Lineage: Eukaryota; Metazoa; Chordata; Actinopteri; Syngnathiformes; Syngnathidae. Gene Ontology annotation, molecular function: N-acetyllactosaminide beta-1,3-N-acetylglucosaminyltransferase activity.